Messenger RNA from Eimeria necatrix, 4458 nucleotides. RefSeq names its product WD domain-containing protein, putative. The transcript is spliced from 4 exons. Gene Ontology annotation, biological process: proteolysis; glutathione catabolic process. Lineage: Eukaryota; Apicomplexa; Conoidasida; Eucoccidiorida; Eimeriidae. The record is from RefSeq and is a predicted model, not a curated record. Gene Ontology annotation, molecular function: peptidase activity; protein binding. Bases 1 to 4458 code for a protein of 1485 amino acids.
AUGAAAGAAGCUGUGGAGCAGAUGAUUGCUACGAUCUGCUGGCUGCUUGACAAGGAAAAGAUCGAAGAAAUCACACUAAUAAAUAUUGUCGUAUCGGAUGGUGAAAGCAUUGUUGCCACAAGAUUUGUCACAAAUGCUCAAGAAGUAGCCUACGAGUCAGGAAAGUCAUCCACUGUACCGGACAUGACUGGGGAAACUAGCCCGGCGAUGCCAGCGAGCCUCUAUUUUGCUACUGGAACGGCGUGGCAACAACAAGAAGAAACUUGCGGCGAGUUUCGCAUGACCCACAGAGACAAAAGGACCGACAUAUGUAUAGUGACAAGCGAGCCUUUGACUUCUAACCCGGAAGAUUGGAUGCCAGUUCCACGCAACACAAUGAUUCUGAUAACGCCUGCAAUAGAUCUGUUACUUUAUCCGAUUGCGAGUGUUGGGUACCUGCCUUCACCGCUUCGGCGGCGCCGCAGUUCUGUUUUUCUAGGAUCAACCCAGGAGACGAGCUUGCCCCCUUUCGACAAGCAGAUCACUCUGCGCAAGGGUCUAGCGGAGUCUUUGGCAAAUAGGAUUGAAGGGGAUUUCGAAUCGUUGCUAGAAAUAGCUUCUUCUGGUGGUUCUAUGGGGACUCCUGGAGUGUCUGACGAGUUAGCGGUGAUGAUGCUACGAUCUAUGGAAAAUAUUGUGCGUGAAGUAGCGGCAGGAAUUGAGCCAUGCGAUAAGGAAGAAAGGGACAAGGCCUGGCAAGCUUUGAAAAUUAAGCUGGAAAGGUUGGAGAAGCAAAUUCAAGCAGCCCAAGUGCAGAGGCAGGCUGUCGCUGCAGUAGAAGACGGCCAAUCUCAUAGCACGUGUGGCUCAUCCACAAUGUCGUCGGGCAUUCCGUCGACGAAUCUAUACCAUGCAGACCUUAAUUCAGAGACACUUGGAGCUAGCCAGCAGUGCUACGAACUGAUUGCAGGCUCUUGUGCCAUCUUAUGUCUCGAAACAAUCAUGAUAUAUGUAACAAAUAGUAAUGAAGAGACUGAGAGGGAUCUAUCUUCUGCGGCGUCGGCAUCACCAUGUCUCCCUGUAGUGGCAAAGACGUUCGUUUUUGCGGGUAUGCAGAGUGGCGAAGUUGUUGUUUACGACGCUACGAGCGCGUCUGUCGCACCUAUCUCUUUUCAAGCUCAUGAAGGUGGUGUACUGGCUAUGGCUGUCCAUGCAAAUACUCUGAGGAACGGUUCUCUGAGCGCGAGCCAGAACAUUGCAUGCAAAGAUUGUGGCUCUGUCGUUCCAGAAAUAUUCUUGGUGACCGGGGGCAGCGAUACCUCUUUGGCUGUCUGGGAUCUUUCUCCCCUUGUUUUCGGAGGUCGUGAGCCCCGCUUACUUAGCGGCAUACAGGUUCUUCUCGACGGACCUAGAAUAUCAAUCGCCGCUGACGAUUUGCUUGCCGUGCGUCUCACAUUCCUUCCUCAUCAAGGAGACGUUCUUUCCUUGUUAGUGAGUGACUGCUCGGGCCAUGGUGCCCAUACGACAGGAAGCCGGCAUGAUCCGUCCAGACGCAUCUGCACUGUGAGUGCAUGUGAUGCUUGCAUGCAAGGCAUACGUGCAGCGAUGCGGCUAGAUUCGAGUGGAGGAGUCUCUAACGAAUAUACGCCGUCUUCCCCAGUUGCUGCCUUGCAUUGUACAGCAGAUCUGCAUAAAGUUCAACCAAGUCCAUUCAUUGAGGACAGAGGAUGCAACAUACUCCUUUUCAUUGGGUUUCAGUCUGCCAAGAUAGGUGCAGUGUUUCUCAGUGACUUACUGCGCUACUUUCGCCACACGCAAGUUAUGGUGUCUGUCCUGGCGAACGCUGUGUCCUUCCAGCCAGCUCAGCAGCAGUCUCUUUCCCUCCGUGUGUCUCGAGAUUUUGAGCUGAAAACUCUCGCAUCUGGCCAAGUGAAGGUUCAGUUUUCAGGUGAACAAGAAAGGGAGUCCCUAGGCUCUCUCUUCACCGGAGGUCAAAAGUGCGCUGGCAGCAGGCAACAAGCUGGCCGAUCACCAAUUCAACAAGGCGGAAGUGCAUCGUGUUCACCUUGUCUUUCUUCGGGUCUGGCAAAGUAUGAGGCAUUUGGACGUCUCCUUUCUGGCUUUGCCCGGAGUCUUCGCUGUGUAACGCUGCAUGCAUCGCAUGCAGCGACGACUUUCUGGUCCACGAAAUGCUGCCGCUCCAGGAGACCUGGCUGCCUCUAUCCUCCUACCGGCACAGUAUACUGUUUCGAAGCUCCCCAUGAACUUGAGGUUCCCCUACCUGAAGGAGCUGCCGCCUCCGCUUCUCCAGGCACGUACAGGGUCGUGACUAGCACUUCAAGUCUCAAGAUUGUGGCACAGCCGUCCAGAAAGGAUGGGGGACUAAAGAUAGAGAUGCGCUUUUUGCCCUUUGAACAAUCCGGCGUUCAGCGUCAGCACUCUCAUCAGUCCUUAGUGGGUCCCUGGCUGGAUGAAAGUGGACACAAUGGUUUCGUGGAAUGUCUCACUAGCUGUGGCAAAGGAGUCAUCUGCAGCGGUGGAGGCGAUGGUCGGCUGCUCUUGUGGGGAGAGAAUGGAAGCUUAGUCGGUGAACUCUCUGGACACCAUGGCGGGGUCCUAUGUGUGGCGUACACUGAAGCUCCCGUAGAGUCGCUCUGUCGUGAGCUGCGCAACUCUGGAGAGCGUCUCCACAUAACAAGUCCUCAAGCUGAGUGCACUAGAGAUUCUGACGAGGUUGGUCACUCACUUCAGGGUCUUUUGUUUAGUGGCAGCCGAGAUAGCAGUAUCCGCGUCUGGGCUCUGGAGCAGUUCGUUUGCAUACAGACUUUAAAUGCCCACACUUCCGAGGUGUUGGCCCUCGCUGCUGACGCAUCGCGCAAUAUCCUAAUCAGCGGGUCUGCAAACGGUGAGCUAUUUGUCUGGCAGCUCGACUUGAUGGUUGUGGCCUUCCAACUCAGUCUGAACCCGUCCCCAUCAUUUGCAGAAAGCGGGCACUUUUCGUGCACUGCAGCGCACCACGCCUUUGGGCCAUGCUCUCAUGAAGGCCAAGAAAGAGGCGUGUCUUUCACGGGUCUUUUGCUAGUGUCAGAUGCCUCUUUUUUCUCUGAGCACAUUAGUGGGAGCUCCGAAAGGUCUUUAGGGGCCGCAUUUGCUAGUUGCGGCAAAGGGCCAGGCGGCCUACAAUUAUGGGCAGGCCGUGGCGACGGAAAGUUAGGCGUCUGGAAUAUCAACGAGAGAGAUUUAGGCGAUGAGGGAUCUGUAGGAGAGGACCACGUAAAACCAACGAGCUGUGAAGGGUCCUCAGCAUGUGAUUUCGCUGUGACCGAGACUAACGGCCCUACUGAGGGUAGCGCGGACAAGAAAGACACAGCGGGCGAAGCCCUCCAGAACGCCUUAAGUCCUGCAAAUGCAGAAAACGGGGCUGCUGAUGGGUCGCGAGAGGGAACGAGAGCCAUUCCGAUGAACGCGCAGCGUCUAUUAUGUGCCAACCGGCUUAGUGGCAUGGUCAUUACUCCUGGAGCGUCGAUGCCAUCCUUGCCAUCCUUGACGAUGAAGACAGGGCUAGAGCCCCGCCGAAGAGACUUUUUACCUUUGCUUGCUCAAUUUGUCGCAUACAAAUCCGUUUCCGCCUCACGAUGUCCCCGACACGUUACUGGUUGUAUAGGCGCCGCCAAAUUUGUAGCACAGCUUCUUGAGCAAGCGCUUGGAGCAACGGUGGAUAUUGUGUGGCCUCAGCGGUCAGCGGUCUUGUCAGAGUUUCACGGCGACCAGUGGGAGGGACAGCCGCAUCCUGUAGUAUUUGGCCGUCUUGGAACAAAUCCGCACCACCCCACAAUCGUAUUCUAUUCUCACUAUGACGUUGUAUCAGCAGGCGGUACCUCUCCUUCUUCUGUUCCGGCUUCUUCGGAUGUGUCGGAAGGCUCAGCCUCGCCUGUGACUGUUUCUGCUUCUCCAAGGACACGCACGCGGACAGCUGUUCCGCCGUCCAACCAACAAGGAGCCCGGAGUAGCUCUAAUUCGGUUACUCAGAUGACAAAGCAUCAGGGAGCUCGAAGCAACUCUCCGGGGUGGCACGGCACAGGAUGGCACACGAAUCCGUGGAAGAUCCAUUGCAAAGAUGGGUAUAUAUACGGAAGAGGAGUUACAGACAAUAAGGGUCCCAUUAUCUGCUCCUUGCUGGCCGUGAAGCACUUUAUAUCUGAAUGGAGGAGGAAAUACAAGGCAAGUCAGGCAUUAUACGAACGGUGUUCUCAGCACCUGGAUUCCGGCGAAGCUUCAGCUACGCAGAAUCCUGCGCCAGUUAAGAGCGACCCUGCAAUUCCCUUCAACUUCGUGUGGAUAUGCGAGGGAGAUGAGGAGAAUGGUAGCGUUGGCUUGGCUGAUGCUGUGGCGCAAAAGGCAAGCUGGCUUCACGGAGCGCGAUUCCUCAUCUGCAACAACAGCUAUUGGGCUGAUGACGUAACUCCAUGCCUUGUGUAA